Molecule: messenger RNA, 6524 nt
Organism: Mizuhopecten yessoensis (Yesso scallop)
Lineage: Eukaryota; Metazoa; Mollusca; Bivalvia; Pectinida; Pectinidae
Product: organic cation transporter protein-like
Exons: 10
Coding region: 4529-6175 (548 amino acids)
Biological process (GO): transmembrane transport
Cellular component (GO): membrane
Molecular function (GO): transmembrane transporter activity
Source: RefSeq, a predicted model, not a curated record
ACAAUAAAGUUAGCGCACAAAGACAUUAUAUACAAAUAGCGUCAACGCAAAAAGACAAAACAAACAAUAACGUCAGCGCACAAAGACAUAAUUACAAUAAAGUCAGCGCACAAAGACAUUAUACAUGUAUACAAUAGCGUCAGCGCACAAAGACAUUAUUUACAAUAGCGUCAGCGCACAAAGACAUACUAUACAAUAGCAUCAACGUAAAAAGACAUAAUAUACAAUAGCGUCAGCGCACAAAGACAUAAUAUACAAUAGCGUCAGCGCACAAAGACAUAAUAUACUAUAGCAUCAACGCAAAAAGACAUAAUAUACAAUAGCGUCAACGCAAAAAGACAUAAUAUACAAUAGCGUCAACGCACAAAGACAUAAUAUACAAUAGCGUUAGCGCACAAAGACAUAAUAUACAAAUAGCGUCAACGCAAAAAGACAAAAUAAACAAUAACGUCAGCGCACAAAGACAUAAUAUACAAUAAACUCAGCGCACAAAGACAUAAUAUACAAUGCUGUCAGCGCACAAAGAUAUAAUUACAAUAGCAUCAGUGCACAAAGACAUAAUUACAAUAGCGUCAACGCACGAUGACAUUAUAUACCACAGCGUCAGCGCAUAGAGACAUAACAUAUAAUAGCGUCAAAGCACAAAGACAUGAUAUAUAAAAGCGUCAAUGCACAAAGACAUAAUAUACAAUAGCAUCAACGCAAAAAGACAUAAUAUACAAAAGAGUCAGCGCACAAAGACAUAAUAUACAAUAGCAUCAACGCAGAAAGACAUAAUAUACAAUAGCGUCAGCGCACAAAGACAUAAUAUACAAUAGCGUCAGCGCACAAAGACAUAAUAUACAAUAGCAUCAACGCAAAAAGAUAUAAUUACAAUAGCGUCAGUGCACAAAGACAUAAUUACAAUAGCUUCACGCACGAUGGCAUUAUAUACCACAGCGUCAGCGCACAGAGACAUAAUAUAUAAUAGCGUCAAAGCACAAAGACAUGAUAUACAAAAGCGUCAAUGCACAAAGACAUAAUAUACAAUAGCGUCAACGCAAAAGAUAUAAUUACAAUAGCGUCAGUGCACAAAGACAUAAUUACAAUAGCUUCACGUACGAUGACAUUAUAUACCAUGGCGUCAGCGCACAGAGACAUAAUAUAUAAUAGCGUCAAAGCACAAAGACAUGAUAUACAAAAGCGUCAAUGCACAAAGACAUUAUAUACAAUAGCGUCAGCGCACAAAGACAUAAUAUACAAUAGUGUCAACACACAAAGACAUAAUUCGAAUGUAACGUCUAAAAUACUAAAAGAAUUCUUUAAUUACUAUAAACAAUGCUAUUAUACACGGAAUAUGCUUUUUCGUAUAAUGCACGAGAGAUGGUGCUACCACAUAUGGCUUAAUGGAAAUAUUUACGUGCUGGUGCUUAUUUUUAUUUUUUUAAAUUAUAUAUUUGAAUGCUCUGUAACAUUAAAAUACUAGAUUGUAUUACAGAAACAUUCUUUAUGCUUCUUAGUCAUCAAAUAUCGAUUCAGAUUACUUUCUAGUCAUAUCUUUAUGACGUCAAUGUCGUAAAUUGCACGCAAACGUGGUGAUGGUGUAGGAUGUGCGGGCAGAAAUAUAAACCAUAGGUCUAGUAUACAUCUAGUGGACUGCUUGUGACAACCGUAAUGACUUGAUGGCAUUACACUUUCAGCUAUUAUUACAAAGUAUUAAUUUACAUUUAAUAUUGACUCAAUGGAAACUCCCUCAAAUGUCCUAGCGAUGAGGAGAACACAGAGACAGUUCAAGUCAUUGUAUGAAGCAUUCAAAUGGUAAACAAAUGGUUGAACCGUGGGAAUAGUUUUUUGAACGUUCUCAUAACCAUAACUGUUUUGUUUGCUGAAACUGUGUUUACAAAACUUCAAUUCGAUUGUCUCCGAGACAAAAUGGUGCUCAAUGUGCAUAGUUAUUGAAGGAAUGUUAUUUGUGCAUUCGUUUACAGGGUAUCAGUAAAAAGUUCUUAAUAUUUUCUUUUGCUUUUUGUUUCUUUAAACAAAACUCUUUUCGUGUUUAGAGUAGUACAAAUUUUCCAGACGAUGGGGUAAAAAUUCUAAGGUUCAACAAGCUAUAGUCAUCCUGAUUCAACCCCAUGAUAAGUUAUUUUCAAAUACCUGAAUUAGAGAUCGAAACUAAUAUAUGUAAUUUAAAUAUAUUGUAACUGGUACAUUAGCUAUUAAAAUGUUCCAGAGCGGGUUAAUAUAGUCAAUAUUGGCGUUAAGGCUUAUGUCUUCAUUAAACAUGUUUCACUGGAACUACAGUAAACAGGAAAUUAAUCUCCGCAUGACCUAUAUAAAUGAAGGUAUAUAAAUGAACGAAAUAUAAUAUGUCCUUUCGUAGCAUUUGGUUGGGUCACAAAAGACAUUUACAUGUUAUUGGUCCGGUUAGUUAUUUUUUAUGAAGACAUCACCUUAAUACCUUAUUAUUGAUUGUGUUAACCUCGCUAUGUACCAUUUUAAUAGUUAAUGUACAGUACAAUUUCAAUAUAUUUAAAGAACAAAUAGAAGAGCAAAUUCAAAGACCCCAAUUGAAAAUCGGAACUUUCAGGGGGAUUGUUGAACCUUAACAUUUUUUACAAUUCAAAAGUGUUAUUUGUUAAUGACUUUCGUUUUCCUCGAGUCGUCGGGUGGCGGUUAUAUUCUUGGCGAGUCUUUGGGUAAUGUCACUUUCUAAUGGAUAUACUAUAGAUACUUUUUCUAUGUAAUUUGUAUCUUUCUUUUGUUCAUAUUUUGUCCUACUUUUAUCGAUUUCGAGUUUUAAUUAUGGUUUUGUUGAUACUUCGGUAUUCUCCUGUUAUUUGUUAUACAUUAUUUGUAUAUAUAUACCAGUAUCAUUGUGACGUCACAUAAAAAAACGAUAACGUUAUCAUUCCAUAGCAAAACACUUUUUUCCCAUUUUUUUCUAUUAGUAAAAUAUAAUUGCUUGUUGUCAAAAUGAGCUAGUUUAAGUUAUUGUUGACACAAACAGAUUGUUUUCAUAAAUAUUAUGGACAAUUCCAUACAUUUCCUUGAGGAUGGUUAUUGCUAAAAAUCAUUAUAUAAAAUGUCAGUUGAUUUAUAGAAAAGAACAGUUAUUUGUUUUAAAUCAAUAUUUGAAAAAAGAUUUACUUUAACAUUCCAUUAUCUUUAAAUCCAUCAAUUGUAACCAAUUGCAAUGUCACUGCCCAUAUUACGUCAUAUAUUGACACGUGUAGCUAACCGUAUAUCCCACCAUGAACAAACAAUGAAGUAACAUUUGUGGACUGUGUUAUAUACCGUGAUUUAGCAUCAGUUACUUAGUUGUUGUGAGAAAAAAAUACUUUAUACAUAGGAUGAAAAACCUAUUGUAAAAUCAGGAAAUUAUUUUGAAAUACAUUUAGUAAAAAUAAUAAAUUAGUAGUGAUAAGUCUUACAUUUGAAUGAAUAAUACGGCCUUAAAGGGGUAAUUGGGGAUUAUUUCUAAGGCUUUCCUGGAAUACUAGAAGAACUUUUGUCUUCAUUCAGCGAUCCCUCCGUAAAAUGAAAGGGCGGGUAAAAGAAGGAGAAAUAAGGGUUAACGUUGCACAGACUAUUUCUAAAACUCGGUGAAUGUUUUCCGACCUAAUUUGGCAUAGCUUGUUAGGUUAGGGACAGAACGGUAGGACAAAAUAAAAAUAAAUAAGAGCUUAUGUCUAUAAAAGCCUACCAUUUAUGACCAGUUUAAUGAACUCUUAAUCCCAUUUAGCAUGACAUGUAGGCUCAAUAGCGGAAAUUUAGGUUUAUAUUUACAGACUACUUCUAAGCUAUAGCGGUAGGAAUUUUCACGUAAUUUGGUUUUGGCAAUAACUGGAUUAGGGGGAAAAUAUAUAAAUGAAGACUUUUACUGAAUGGAGACAGUGGUGAAGAGUCUCAAAAUAGAAAACUGCCUUUAGAAAAUAACGUUGUGGGUUCUAGGAUGUUAGUAUUAAUAAACGUUUGUACGCUCCAACUUUCAGUUUUAAUCAGUGAAAGUAAAACAUAAUCGGUGCUAAGAGCUCCAAAAUAGAUUUUGAGAAAAUCUACAGAGAAUCACCUCCUUGCGUUGACAUCCGAAUAGCUUAAUAUUAUAUCGUAUUUUUCAUAAUCAUGUCUGUUAAUGGCAUCUAGCAUGCACAAUAAUUCAGUGUCACGAGUUAAAUGGAAUUAAGUAAUCGCACCUGUUUAGUAAACAUACGUGAUAUGUUUUGUCACGUUAUUUCAGUGUUAAGCAGUGGAUAAACCCAUUUAAAAUAUCACGUUAUAGUGUGUGUAUAUGUACGUCUACUUACGUUAUGUGUGAACAUGGAAUCAGUUGAAACCAAAUAGGUUUAUGAAAAGCAGGUAGCAAAACCGCUUGCACAAAUUAGUUACGGGUGGAUAUUCAAAAAGCUGUUCCAGGUGUCUGUUGAAAUAACGGGCGUUCAUCAUGUCGAUAACGUGUUUAAGCAACUGAGGUUAAAUGCUGGCCAAAAGUGUCUUUGGUGACUCUGACCAAAGGUUAACCUCUUAAAAACCUCAGACAAUUUCAGAUAUGCAUUUUGACGAGUUGCUCCAACGUAUUGACGGUUUUGGACGCUACCAGAAGGUUCGUCUAUUUCUGAUAUGUUUGGUGGGAAUCCUAUGUGCGUUUCAUUCAAUGAACAUGGUUUUUGUUGGCGCAAAACCAGAAUAUGAAUGCACAAUCAACGACUCAAACAAAUUGAACAAAAUAUUUACAAAUGUCUCUUUGAAGAAAUGGAAAGAUUUUUUAAGGACGGGAGGGGAGGAAUGUUCGCUGUAUAGCCCUUCUCAGACUUACGAAUCUUUGGUCAAUGGAAACUUUAAACUUGAGGUAUCAAACGUCACAGGGCCUUUCAAUUUCACAACCGACCCAUGCACACAGUGGGAGUACUCAGAGAAAGUAUACGGACCAACCAUCGUGUCUGAGUUUAACCUUGUAUGCAGUCAAGCAUGGUUAAGAAGCACAUCAAAGACUCUCUACUUUUUAGGACGCCUUGUUGGGGCGGUAGUUUUUGGCCAAUUUUCUGAUAUAUUUGGAAGGAAACCUAUGUUCUUCUGCGGUCUAGUAUUACUGCUUAUAUCCGGGUGUGCGGCAGCCUUAGCACCAUCUAUGGUAGUGUUCAUACCAUUUUACAUUCUACAGGGAGCAGCACAAACGGGCCUCUUUCUAGUAGCGUACACUAUGUGCACUGAGUUGGUGGCCCCUCGGUACCGUUUGCUGGCCGGUCAGACGAUCUUGAGUUUCUACGCUGUCGGUUACAUGCUUCUCUCCUUGCUGGCCUACUUCAUCAGACACUGGCGCUAUAUCGAGAUGGUUAUCACGGUACCGGUGGUUCUGUUCGCCGCUUAUUGGUGCAUUCUCCCAGAGUCUGUACGAUGGCUUCUGUCGAAAAGUAGAAUGAAAGAAGCUAAUUCCAUCAUAAAGCAUGUUGCGAGAAUCAACAGUAUGGAGGUGACUGAUGCUAUGCUGGAAAAUAUAACUGAUCAGAAAGACCAUCUGGAAGUAAGCGAUGGCCGGAAGUACACCUUCGUGGAUUUGUUCCGACCUUUACCGAUGCUAUUUCUGUCUAUUAAUGUAUGGUUUAACUGGUUCGUCAAUUCUUUUGUGUAUUACGGUUUGUCGCUUGGCAUCGGAUCUAUUGGAGGGAGCCCCUAUGUUAACUUCAUGAUUGCAGGGGCUGUGGAGAUCCCCGGCAAUGUACUUUGCAUCAUGUUCCUUAAUAGACUGGGGCGUCGACUGCCCCUAAUGGGCGCAAUGACAAUGAGUGGAAUAGCAUGUGUCAUUUCCGGUUUCAUACCAAAUGAUUUGGUAACGGCCAAAGUCGCAUUUGCCUUGAUAGGGAAAUUUGGAAUAUCGAUAUCAUAUGGUAUCAUUUAUUUGAUGUCGGCCGAGGUGUUCCCUACAGUGGUCAGAAAUGCCGGUAUGGGCGUAUCCUCCAUGUGUGCUCGUAUCGGGGGUAUGCUGGCCCCACAAAUUCUGGAGUUGCAAAACGUAUGGGGUCCCUUGUCAAUGUUGCUUUUCGGAAGUAUGGCAGCGAUUGCAGGGUGCAUUGCUUUGUUUCUACCGGAAACCUCAGGGAGACAACUACCACAAACCAUCGAGGAAGCGUUGAGUAACAGAUCAAAGUCAGUGAGAAUGGAGACAGAAGAGGUCACAUCAGCGUCGACUGGAGUAUAGGAGGCACCCAAUCCAUCACCGGCAACAAUGUAUUUUACUAGCAGCACAAACAAUAUCAGCAAUUUAAAUAGUGCAAGAAGUUAUGAUUUUGAUACAUUGUAUUUGUAAUCCCACACUUAGCUUUAAGCGUAUGUGCCGAUAGAGAAUUUCAAAAUAACGCACGUUUCAGUUCGUUUUAAUUUUCAAAAAGAGCAAAUAAAGAUAUACGUACACAUCAUUGAUAAAAAGUCCAGAAUCACACAAAAUAAGGUUAAAUGUAAACGUAUAUGAUGCAUCACCAUUAAGUUCAAAAUCGGUUCUAAUGAUAAAGACACACCACAUUAGUCUUUCUUUCUUUCAAAGAGAGGGC